Messenger RNA from Pseudo-nitzschia multistriata, 1105 nucleotides. The record is from the annotation of a GenBank genome assembly. Lineage: Eukaryota; Bacillariophyta; Bacillariophyceae; Bacillariales; Bacillariaceae.
CAGAACAAACACAACACAAAUCACCUCGGAGACUCCAUACCGACGAUAGGAUGCUUCCCGGAAGAAUUCCCAACGACGCCACGGAGUCCGUCGAGAAGGGACCACAGAGGCAAGCCAGAAGACCGAUGGAUGCAGCCACGCCCCGGCUCUGGGCCUCGUCCGGGACACGCCUCCGCCGUGUCCUCGCCUGGUCCACCGCAGCGACCGUCCUUUGUUUGUUUGGCCCGCCCGGAAGCCUCCAAGCGGCGGGUGCCUUCCGGCCGUGCGGGAUCCUCUCCCGCCGCCGCYCGCAGGAAUCCGCCCGGUCGGCGUCCCCGGAAAGCGGGGACGGGCUCUCCGAGUUCGAGCUGCUGCAGAGGAGCCUGUACCGGACCGAGUUCGAGAGCCUGAAACACGAGUCGACCUGGUUGGAUUCGUUCCGGCAGCUGCCCUUUGAGUGCACCGGGUGCGGAAACUGCUGCAAGACCACCGGCAACGUGUACAUGUCUCCCCAGGAGGUGGCCUCGGCGGCCGYCUACAAGAACAUGACGGCCUCCGAAUUCGUCGCCUCGUACGCGAGCUACCGGCUCGAGACGACGGGCGAGGGCCGCACCCGGUCCUUCUCGGCAGGGGACGGGGACGUGCCCUGGGUGCUGCUGGAGAACCGGGAGGCGGAGGGGGGGCCACCGGCCUGCGUCUUUCUGGACCGGGAGACCAACCAGUGCGGGAUCUACUCCGUCCGGCCCGUCCAGUGCUCCACGUACCCGUUCUGGUCCAAGAUCCUCGAGAGCGAGGGGACCUGGAACGACGAGGUCCGCAGGCCGGACGGGGCCGGUCCCGGUGGGGCGGGCGAUCCGCCACACUGGACGCCCGACGACGGGGGCUGCGAGGGAAUGCAACCGAUCGGCGGCUCCUCCGGGAGCCGGUCGCAGGGGGUCCCCGUGGACGAGGCACUGGAGCAGCUCUCCCUGUACCAACGGGCCGACCGAAGGCUGCCGAGGAACCACAAGAGGAUUCCGCURCGAAAGGACCAAAACUAAAUCAAACGAAAGAAGAAUAUCAGAGGUUGCCGCACGAAACCACUYGACAAAGCGUGCCUGCGUGGUCUCGCACUCUAUUACAUCCA